AUGUCGUCGAGCAGUCCGGAACGCAGCGCCAAGCGCCAAAAGGCCAAUGUCGCUUCCGACUCGUCUCAUACCUCUUCCGAGACUGAUCAAGCUGCCGUAGGCCCCUCGAUCAGCGCUCUACAGACCAUGCUUCACGAGCACCAAGAAGACUUUCGUGGGAGAAUGCUGAAAAAGCUACACGAUCUAGGCUUCCCUUCCCCCCAAAUUUUUCUCGUACCUGCCAUCUUGGAAGGUCAGCCAAUCAACAGGCGAUACGGUAUGUCAGAUCGGGCGCACAGCGCUCGAAAGGGGCCACACAAGGCUGACUCCUUUGUCCACACAGGCAUCCCUCGCAACCAAAGACCCAACGUGGCACUCCAUGCUGCUGUAGCUGAAGAGCAUGAGUUCUUCCACGACAUGCUACACUCUGGGUUUUCUGAGACCGAGGCACUUCGGGCCAACAAAGUAUGUGCUCUGCGUAGGACUACAUCGGCUAGCUUCAGUGACUCACCGAGCGCGGGCCCACAGACCAUGUAUGUGGAGCUGGACACAGAUUUCAGCGGGGUAGAAGCACUGGGACAGUACUUCGUAGGUCGCCUUGCUGAGAUCAGCGCGUCAGCUGCGUCAGACGCUCACCAGGUCUUAAGGGUUUUCGAUGCUCUCAGUUCACCAAAGAUACCCAAGCUUUAGUGGGUCAAGCUGCUUCCCGAAGAGCUCUUCCACUUCUUUACAACGUCGCUCGCCAGGUCAGUCUAUUACGAGAAGUUUAGAUUGGACGACAUGCAUCUAGUACUAAUGACUGCGUCCCCUCUAACGCUUAGAUUUUGGACAACGGACUCGCGCGAGCUGCUCUUUCGGCGUAUGCGAGAGUGGUGGACGAGGAAGGUGACACACUUCAAAAGUUGGCGGACCCUUCUAUUGUCAGACACGGCGAGCUUGCCUACGUGACAGCAAGAGCGACAUUCAUGGCAAGUUUUACAUGACGUGUACCUCAAUACUACGUAUAUGCUGACAUCCUUGGCCCAUUUAGGAUCGACGCUCCAGAACCAGCGGCGGCGAGCUAGCCAAAAUCGUUGGCCGUCUCGAAAUGGAGCAAGACGCCAUGCAAGUGAGGUCGGAAGUUAGCACUGCGUUGGAAAAGGGCUGCUCAAGCCUCGAGAAUGGAACAUUGGGUCAGAGCGAAGCCAUUCGUGCUUUGUUGACCGCAAGCGUAUGGUUCAUACUAAAAACGUUGAAUCCGCCUGAGGAGAUGUGUCCUGUGGUCAAAGGCCAUCCGCACAGGUGGAACUACUCUUCAGGAGGGCAAACAUGCAGGUUCUGCAAAGUCUUUCAGAUUGCGCCAUCAACGCUCUUGCGCAACGAAGCACUAGAUCAGGUCCUCAAGGACGUCCUCAAGCCGCUUGACGAACUUCUGCCGAAGUUUGGCUGA
Messenger RNA from Ceraceosorus bombacis, 1408 nucleotides. The record is from the annotation of a GenBank genome assembly. NCBI's taxonomy places the organism in Eukaryota, Fungi, Basidiomycota, Exobasidiomycetes, Ceraceosorales, Ceraceosoraceae.